Messenger RNA from Lodderomyces orthopsilosis Co 90-125, 789 nucleotides. RefSeq lists its product as uncharacterized. The transcript has a single exon. Bases 1 to 789 code for a protein of 262 amino acids. Gene Ontology annotation, biological process: protein folding in endoplasmic reticulum. Lineage: Eukaryota; Fungi; Ascomycota; Pichiomycetes; Serinales; Debaryomycetaceae. Gene Ontology annotation, molecular function: protein binding. The record is from RefSeq and is a predicted model, not a curated record. Gene Ontology annotation, cellular component: EMC complex.
AUGUCAAUCGACCAAGCUCUCAUCAAAAGAAAACUUCUCAAUGUUGCCACCACCGGUAGAUUUGCCACUUUCGCGCCAGAAGAAACAAACCACCACACCAAACAACUCAAAUCAUAUCUCCAACACCACCAAGAUAAAUUAGAUUCAAUUGAAUUGUUUCAGCUUUUUGAACUAGAUUUCUACUUGUCACUAAUUACAGGACACGACAUUGAAGCCAAAGCGGUACUCGAGAGAUUGAAUGACCAAUUCGGUGGCAAAGUUUCCUCCCAGCGAAUCAAACUACUCAAAUCAAUAUACUUUGAAGCCAUUGGAGAUUUAGAGAGUGCAGGCAAAGUUUUAAGUGAAGACCCAGAUGAGUUGAUUUUGUCGAGGAGACUUACAACAAUGUCCAGGCACGAUGGAGCGAGGUACAUAAGCAAUCUCAUCUACUACUUGAACCUUGCGCCAGGUGAUGUUGUUGCUUGGUGUGAGUUAGCUGAUGAGUAUGCUAAGUUGAAGGAAUACAAGAAAGCUAUCCAUUGUCUUAAAAGGGUUCUCACAAAUCAACCCGAUGCGUAUAUUCUAUACAACAAGAUAGGACUGUAUUAUUAUCAGUUGUCGCUUGGAUCCCAUAAAGAGAAGAAUGAGCUUCUACAAUCAAGUGUGAAGGAGUAUUUGAGACUGGUUGAAAUAUACGCGGGCAAUCGCUCCACCUGGGAAGGAUUGUACACGACAGUUAAGAAUUUGGAGGAUGGCACUGAGAAAGAGAAGUUGAUCAAGAUUUGUGAACGAGAAUUGAGCAAAAACUAG